Striga asiatica is the source of this 2544-nucleotide messenger RNA. Lineage: Eukaryota; Viridiplantae; Streptophyta; Magnoliopsida; Lamiales; Orobanchaceae. The record is from the annotation of a GenBank genome assembly.
CUCUUUCUCUCUCUCACACACACAACAAUGCGUAUGUGUGUACUACUCCUCCCGCCCCCAAUGCUCCUCCUUCUGCUCUUCUCUCUCCUUCCUGCCGCCCUAGCGGCAGAUCUGUCCUCGGACAGGGCCGCCCUCCUCUCCCUCCGCUCCGCCCUCGGCGGCCGCCCCCUCCUCUGGAACGACACCUCCCCCACCCCCUGCGCCUGGCAGGGCGUCCGCUGCGACGGCGACCGCGUCGUCGCCCUCCGCCUCCCGGCCUCCUCCCUCUCCGGCGCCCUCCCGGCCAACACCAUCUCCAACCUCACCUCUCUCCGAACCCUCAGCCUCCGCCUCAACCACCUCUCGGGCCCGCUCCCCGACGAUCUCUCUCGCCUCUCUCAGCUCCGGAAUCUCUACCUCCAGGGCAACCAGUUCACUGGCCCCCUGCCGGAUUCCGUUCUCUCCCUCCACGCCCUCGUCAGGCUGAAUCUCGCCUCCAACAACUUUUCCGGCGAAAUUCCCCGCGGGCUCGGCAACUUGACCCGCUUGCGCACCCUCUAUUUGGAGGAGAAUCAGUUUGACGGGCCUUUGCCCGAUAUCGAGCUGCAGAAUCUCGACCAGUUUAAUGUUUCUUUCAACAAUUUAAACGGGUCUGUGCCAAAAGGGCUUGUGGGGAAACCUAAGGACGCAUUUAUGGGCACUUCCCUUUGCGGCCAGCCUCUCGAUAGGAUAUGUGCUGGCAAUGCGGGCCCGACAGAGUCUCCGGCCGAGGCUCCAAAUGGCAACAUAGAUUUGGGGGGCAAAACCGGAAAGAAGAAGAAAUUGUCCGGCGGCGCAAUUGCCGGAAUUGUAGUCGGAUCUUUUGUGGGGUUGAUUCUACUGGUCUUGGCUUUGUUUAUCUUGUGCAGAAAAAGGAAGGGAAACAAUGUGAGGUCCGUGGAUGUGACUGCAAUUAAGAAUCAUACAGACGAGCCUCAUGAAAAGCCGAUUGAGGAAACAAAUGGUGGGGUUAGUAAUGGGUUUUCUGUGAGUGCUUCAGCUGUGAGUGCAAUGGGGGCGAAUGGCAACACCAGGGGUGAAAUGGGAACAAAUUCAGCGGCCAAUGUCAAGAAGCUGGUGUUUUUCGGGAAUGCCUCAAGGAUAUUUGAUCUGGAGGAGUUAUUAAGAGCAUCUGCUGAGGUUUUAGGUAAGGGCACGUUUGGGACGUCGUACAAAGCUGUCUUAGAGGUUGGUACAGUGGUGGCCGUGAAAAGAUUGAAGGAUGUGACCAUUGGCGAGAGGGAGUUUAGGGAGAAAAUUGAAGCUGUUGGGGCUAUGGAUCAUGAGAAUUUGGUGCCGCUCAGGGCUUAUUACUACAGUAGGGAAGAGAAACUUCUGGUUUUUGAUUAUAUGCCAAUGGGGAGCCUUUCUGCACUUUUACAUGGAAACAAAGGAUCAGGAAAAAACCCGUUAAACUGGGAAACCCGUUUAGCCAUCGCUCUCGGAGCAGCCCAUGGCAUUGAGUACCUCCAUUCUCAGGGCCCAACAGUCUCCCACGGCAACAUCAAAUCCUCCAACAUCCUCCUCACCAAAUCCCACAAGGCCAGCGUCUCUGACUUCGGGCUCAACAAGCUAGUCGGGCCUCCAUCAUCCCCUACACGGGUCGCGGGCUAUCGGGCCCCCGAGGUGACCGAGGCCCAGCGAGUCUCUCAAAAGGCUGAUGUAUACAGCUUUGGCGUUCUCCUUCUCGAGCUCCUUACAGGGAAAGCCCCGGCCCACUCGCUAUUGAAUGAGGAAGGAGUUGACUUGCCGAGGUGGGUCCAGUCUGUCGUGAGGGACGAGUGGACCUCGGAGGUUUUUGAUGUGGAGCUCGUGAGGUACAACAGUUUGGAGGAGGAGAUGGUACAACUCCUGCAGCUGGGGAUUGGCUGCACAGCUCAGUACCCAGACAGCAGGCCUUCGAUCUCUGAGGUCGUGAAGCGUAUUGAAGGGAUUCAGGUUUCGAGCCUCAGGGGCUACCAGGAUGAAACUGACCGUUUACAAAAGUUGCGGCAAGGACCGCGUUCGAUUGAUGAGUAUAUGAAGGACUUUUAUCGCCUUUUAACUCGUGUGGAGGUACGUGAGACGAAGGGCCAAUUGGUUUCUAGGUAUGUGGGGGAUAUGAGUAUUGUUAUACAGGAUGUACUUAAUCUAUUUGUCCCGGAUUCAGUUUCGGAUACAUAUCAACAAGAUAUCAUUGUUGAGAAACAGUUGGCUCGAAAGACGGGUCCGUCCUUUGCGUCUUCCUCACAGUCGGAUGCGGCAGUGGGUGCUGCAAGUGCGGGUGUGCAGUCCGGGCGUGGGGCACCUGCUGCGGGCAUGUCCUCGGGCUCGGCGCUGACAAUGGGGUGCGGAGCUACGGCCAGUGGAGGGCUGCCUCGAUCGCACGAUGAAAUGGGGCAGGCGGCAGCCGCAGGUGUACAGCGGGCUGGUGGCAGGAUACAAUGCUUCAGAUGCGACGAGCUUGGCGGCUUGUCCACGAGGGUCUGGGACGCCUGCUUUAUUCGCCGAGGAAUCAGCGGAAUAUUCUGCAGCCGUGGUAUAUGA